CGCGGGCUGCUGAAACCGAAAGUGCGGUGCUGUGGCCGCUGCUGGGAGUGCUUCUCACCUUCACCUGCGCCGGUCCUCGCUGACCCCGGUCGGAAGCCAGAGAGUAAAAUAUGAACGGAAGAGUGGAUUACGUGGUUACCGAGGAAGAGAUCAAUCUCACCAGAGGACCGUCAGGGCUGGGCUUCAACAUCGUCGGUGGGACAGAUCAGCAGUAUGUCUCCAAUGACAGUGGCAUCUUCGUCAGCCGCAUCAAAGAGAACGGGGCUGCAGCCCUGGAUGGGCGGCUCCAGGAGGGUGAUAAGAUCCUCUCGGUCAACGGCCAAGACCUAAAGAACCUGCUGCACCAGGAUGCUGUAGACCUCUUCCGUAACGCAGGCUAUGCUGUGUCCCUGAGAGUACAACACAGGUUACAGGUGCAGAAUGGGCCCAUAGGACCUCAAGGUGAAGGGGAGCCAAGUGGUAUUCCCCUAACUAUGGUGCUGGUGCCAGUGUUUGCCCUCACCAUGGUAGCAGCCUGGGCCUUCAUGAGAUACCGGCAACGACUUUGAAAAACUUGCUUUCUUCCUGUGCUCCCAAAGAAGAAGAUACAUUUCUCUUUUUCUCUCACCCUCUCCUGCCAAUCUUCCAUAACUGUCCCUCUACAUAGCCAGCUCAUGAUUUCAAGAGACUGCUACUCAACCAGAAUCUUGCUAUUCGAAAUCUCUGAAUCCUCAUAUUCUCAUGGGAGAGUAAAGGCAGUGUUUGAAGGAAACCCUAAAGAAGGACUUGCCUAGAACAAACGAAGAGUUAUGUAUUUUACUAGAACCGCCAAUAGAAGUUCAGCUACAACCCAAAAAAUGGGAAAGGUCCAGUCUUCCCAUCACCUUGCAGUAUUCCUUUUUUUCUUACCUGGCAUGUGUCAAAGGCCAGCUGUAAUAAGAGGAAAAAAGGAUUUUUCUCUUUAAUGAUCUUCCUUGGGAAGUUUUUGUGGCCUUUUAUUUAAUUUCUAACUAUUACUACCUACUUGGGCACCUACUUUGUAUCAAACAAAGAUGAAUGAGAAGAACAUUUCUACUUUAAAAAAAAAGCAAAUAUAUAUAUACAUACACACACACACACACACAUAUAUAUAUAUACAUACAUAUUCAUGUAUGAUAGUAUAAUAUUGAUGCCUUAUGGAGAAUUAAAGAAGUGGAAAGCAACUCUGGUUUCUGGGUUUCUGCUGUAAGGAUUAAGUGAUAGUCUUCAAUUGAAAAAUUCAGUAUGAAGCAAGAGUAAUAGAAUGAGACUUAAAAGAGGAUAUAGCAAUCUGAGUCAUUAAAAAAAAAAAAAAAAACUAAAGCAACUGAUUAAAAAUCUUAGAACAGUGUUUCUUCUUCAUAAUACCUAUGGGACAGCUGAGGUAAAAUGCCAUAAUCCAGCUUUGUGCAAGUAAGUCUUUAAAAAACUUGGGAAAUGUAAAUGUAAAUCAUACUAGUCUCUGGACUACGCUAGUGACUGUUUUGGGUACCUUAUAGUCCUGUUAAAGGGUCAACUGGAAUGACUGUAGUCAGAGCUCUGAGGCCAAACCAACCCAGUGAAGAAAACUCAGGCCAUCUACCAGUCUUUCCUGUUUCUGUUAACAGGCAAACUCUGAGAGAGGGACUGCUCCCCAGUGGGAUGGGCAUGUAAUCAGCUCUCCUUCGAUUCAGUUAAGUUGAAACGGUUUGGUUUGCUGAUUUUUCUUUUUUUGAAAGGUUCUAAGCACUGGUUAUGGCUUUUAAUGAAUGGACUAUUUUACAAGGAAGGGGAAGAAAGUUUUGUUUGUUUUAGGGGCUCUGGAAGUUUGGUGUCUGUUUUGUGGGGAAAACUUAUGGAUGACUGGAUAUUAGGGAAUACCAAGGGCACUAAUGAGGUGGGAACCCUCCUGUUCUUAUGGUAUUGAAGGCUGAUUUUAAAGCACUCAUGAGAGCUGAACCAAGGCUAAUUUUCUGGCUUAAAGAAAAUCAUUUCCAUCCCCUAUGUAUACUUGGCAGGCUAUAGGCUUUACAUAAUCUUGGCAGCAAGAGUAUGAAAACUUUCCCUCAGGACUCAAGAAGUCAGUUGUGUCCAAUUUUUAGCAUGGAUAAUCUGAUAAAAAUUUUGCAGAUGUCUAUUGGACAUCAGGUUUGUUAAGACUUUUACAAAGAAGCAAAAUACAUAGCCUCCAUCCUGAAGGGUUUUUUUUUUUUUGGAGGGGGGUUUCCAUUUGGGAAGAGAACACCUUUACACAUAAAAUAGUAUACAGUUAACCUCCAUAGGCAGGGCAUUGCAAGUUAGGGUCAAAUUUAUAUUGCAAACAACAAAAGGGAUGGUUAGUGAGAGUUGAGGCACUUGAGAAAGUUCUGUGGAGGAAGAGGUCAAGUUAAGGACCCUUGGUUCAUAGUCUAGUUAAGAGAAUUUAUAAAUAGAUGAGAAGUUGAAAGUAUAUCUUAAGGUUAAGUAAUAGUUGAGAACAAUAAUAAAAGAAAUGGCACUAUUCAGAAUAUGAUGCAGCAACAAAGACGUGCACUUUUUUUUUUUUUAAGGAAUUCAGAAAAAGAAAGCUGUUGAUGGCAUCAGGCCAAAGUGGAAAGAGAAGGCUUUUAAAACUAAAAAUCUCAGAUAAGACUUUGCCUCUGGGUCACCUAUUGGUAGAAGAAGAAACUUUCUGUAAAUGAUCCUGAGGAUUUCUGCCUCCAGACCUAAACAGUUUAAUACCUCUGAGGCUCAACUUAGACAACUGCAUUCCUAGAUUCCAUGGUGAAACCCUCACAGUAUUCCAGUUCUCACCUCAACCAGCCCCACUGUGGAGGCGCAACCUCGGGUGCCCUUCCUGUAUUGGGAGGAAUGUACAGCAGCUUCUGCAGUGGGCCUGCUUUCCUCCCAGGAUUCCUCUUGAGGUUUGAACAUUAACUCCUGAGGAGACCUUGAGACAUAUAACAGGAAGCAAUAGGCAAGCAGGAUGGAAAGCUAUUUCAUCUUUUGUGUGUUGGUAUAUGUAAAUAAAAACACCCAUCGCAUCAUUGGUAGAAGUUUUGCUUUGAUAAGAGGGAUUCUGAUACACUAAUAAUUAAGGUUUUCUCUGGAAUUGUAUUUAAAAGUCAAUAGGGACUUCUCUGAUGGUCCAGUGGUUAAGAAUCCACCUUCCAAUGCAGGGGACGCAGGUUUGAUCCCUGGUCAGGGGACUAAGGUCUCUCAUGCCUCAAGGCAUCUAAGUCUGUACCACAGCUACUGACCCCAAAGUGUGCUAGAGCCCAUGAGUCACAGCUGAGACCUGAUGCAGCCUAAUUAAUUAAAAAAUAAAUAUCAGUAUAUUAAAAGGUUUAGGCAAGUAUGCUAUUUCAAUUAUAUUCUUAUUUCUGAUUUUCUAGAGAAUUAAAUUUCAUCAUAAGUAUUGGAGUCCAUUGUAGGUCAUUAAAACAUUCAUGCUCUUUGUAGAUCAAAUCUAACAUUUCUAUCACUUUAUCAGUUGUAUCUAAUAUUCCUUGCACUUAAAUUACAGUGUUCAAAAUGUUCACAGUUUUAAAGAUUGAAUGAAAUUAUCUUUUAAGACAUUUACUUAAAACACUUCUCUACAUUUAUCAUUCUAUGUUAUAUAUACAGUUCUAAUGAGACAUUGUUUGCUUCAAUUCUCUGUUAUCUUUUCCUGCCAAGUUUUAACCAAUGCUGUUAACUUAUUCAUACCAUCUAGCCAUGUGUAACAGAAACAGGAAAUGAAUACCUGUUAAUUGCAUUCUGUGCCAAGUGAUUGGUAACACUGUUGAGGCCUCACAACUCUGAGGUCUAGGUGUUGUUAAAAAGACAGUAAAGAAAAGAAUAAGUUGCUUUCUAAGAUUGCAUAGGUGGUAAUAAUAGAAUCAGGAUUUAAACUCAGGACUUCAGGUGCCACCACCAAAGAUACUUCCCUACUGGCAGUGGUUCUCAAAGUGAGGUCUCUGGACAAAAGCAUCAGCAUUACCUGGGAAUUUGCUAGAAAAGCAAAUUCUUGGGCUCUACCCUAGGAGUCAGAAAUUUAGUAGGGCACCCAGAAAUAAGUUUUAAUAAUCCUUCCAGGUAACUGAUGCACACUGAAGUUUGAGAAUCACUGGUCUAUGCCAAUAGUCACCUUUUUCUCAGGUCAGAAUCACCUGGAGAGCUUAUAAAAUUUCUAAAUAUCCAGGCUGCACCUAGAUCAAUGAAGCAGAAUCUCUAAGGGUGGGAACAGGGCAGCAGUAAAACAGUUCAUCAGGUGAUUCCACUGUGCAGUGUCAGGGGUAAAAAAAGCUAUGUAUUACAUCCAGGCAUUGCUCCAACCCAAAAUAAGAAUUUCACUCAGGCCUUUUUGGAGCCCAGCCCUCCAUUAGCUUAUGCCUCAAGUAUAGAUAUGAAACAAGAAGUGGAGCAUUCUUUGGCUGUCGAUUUGUUAGGGACUGACCAACUUCCAGCAAAAUAUAUUAGCAUGUCAGUGUGUGCAUCUAUUGAAACUGAAUCAUAGAACAUUGAAACUGAAAGAAUCUAGGGUGAAUCUGUCUUAAAGGCGAGAAAAUCAGGGCUUGGAGGUGUAAACUAACAACCCAGAUUGAAGAGUCUGUUGCAGAAGUGCCCUUUCUGUCUUAAAUGUCUUGAAUGUAUCCACUAUAUGAACAUAGACAAAACUAUCCUUUUUAUCUCACUUCCAUCUUCUUUCUUUGGGCCUUGAAUAAAGAUCAGAGAACUGAUAGACAGCUGAAGGUAUUUUUGCAAGCAUCAUGCCUGAUUGGGAGAUCGCACAGAAUAAUCUGAGAAAGAUCUGCCCUCUUUAAAAAAAAAAAGCACAACAUGAGAGUUUGGAGUUAAGUUUUAUUUGCAGCAAAAUGAGGACUAUAGUCCAGGAGACAGCAUUUAAGAUAACUCUGAGAAACUGCUCCAAAGCACGUGUUUUUGUGUGUGUGUGUGCAAAAGCUUUCUGUUAGUCACAAGGAACAGCUGUUACCAUGAAAGGUAUAGUGUUUUUCUAGAUAUGAGGAGGUACAAGAAUUGGGCUUAUAAAAUCAGCUCCUGGAAAUAUCUAUCUGAAGACCUGUUCUGCUGAGUUUUCCCAGAGCACAGUGCUUCAUUGCUAUCUCCACGUUGAACUCCUUUCAGGGGUGUUGAAAAUCAGUAGCAAAGUCUAAAAACGAUGCUGAUCUUCGGCAGCAGCUCAUGAUUUAAUCCUUAUGGAGGCAGAUGGCAAGUGCCAAUUUGGAGUUGACCUAGUAUCAAAUUGAAUCAGAUGAGCUCUUCUGUGACUGAUUUCAAUAGUUCAAAACUAGAGAAGUAUGGUUUGUUUUUAACAUUGGACAUCGUUUUUGUUGUGUAAAUAAGCAAUUUUUAAAAAUGAAACAACAUAAGGUUCUCAACUGUGUGGGAGAGUAGAGUUCAUGUAAUUUCAUGUGAAGCUGAUCAAGAUUUUAUUCCAAUC
This is a messenger RNA of Dama dama (fallow deer), 5398 nucleotides long. RefSeq names its product synaptojanin 2 binding protein (gene SYNJ2BP). The coding region runs from base 111 to 548 and encodes 145 amino acids. The record is from RefSeq and is a predicted model, not a curated record. Gene Ontology annotation, molecular function: protein binding. NCBI's taxonomy places the organism in Eukaryota, Metazoa, Chordata, Mammalia, Artiodactyla, Cervidae. The transcript has 4 exons.